Messenger RNA from Vidua chalybeata, 1476 nucleotides. It is a transcript of the gene NPTX1, whose product is annotated as neuronal pentraxin 1. Gene Ontology annotation, biological process: axonogenesis involved in innervation. The record is from RefSeq and is a predicted model, not a curated record. Lineage: Eukaryota; Metazoa; Chordata; Aves; Passeriformes; Viduidae. Gene Ontology annotation, cellular component: neuron projection; plasma membrane.
CGGCGGCGCCGCAGCGGAGCCGGAGCCGGCCCGGAGCGAGCGGAGCCGAGCGGAGCCAUGGCCGCGGGGCCGCCCGGCAGCCGCCGCCUCCUGCCGCUGCUGCUGCUGCUGGGGCCGGCGCUGGGGCCGGCGCUCGGCCAGGGCCUGGGGCAGACGCGCUUCAUCUGCACCUCGGUGCCGCUGGACGGGGACGUGUGCGCGGCCUCGGCGCUGGGCACCGGCUCGGCCGAGGAGCUGAAGGGCACCGUGCUGCAGCUGCGGGAGACGGUGCUGCAGCAGAAGGAGACCAUCAUGAACCAGAAGGAGACGAUCCGCGAGCUCACGGCCAAGCUGGGCCGCUGCGAGAGCCAGAGCGUGCUGGAGCUGCCCGGCGAGGGAAAGGGCAGGAAGGGCUUUUCCAAGAACACCAUGGGCGACCUGUCGCGGCCGGCCGCCGCCGAGACCCUCAGCCAGCUGGGGCAGACGCUGCAGUCCCUGAAAACCCGGUUGGAGAACCUGGAGCAGUUCAGCAGGAUGAACUCCUCCAGCCAGACCAACAACCUGAAGGACAUCCUGCAGAACAAGAUCGAUGACCUGGAGAAGCAGGUGCUGUCGCGGGUGAACAGCCUGGAGGAGGGCAAGCUCAGCCCCCGCAACGAGUCCGAGGAGCGCGGCAAGAUCGAGAGCACGCUCACCUCGCUGCACCAGCGCAUCAGCGACCUGGAGAAAGGCCAGAAGGACAACCGGCCCCCGGACAGGUUCCAGCUCACCUUCCCCCUGCGCACCAACUACAUGUACGCCAAGGUGAAGAAGAGCCUGCCCGAGAUGUACGCCUUCAGCAUCUGCAUGUGGAUCAAAUCCAGCGCCUCCCCCGGCAUGGGCACCCCCUUCUCCUACGCCGUGCCCGGGCAGGCCAACGAGCUGGUGCUCAUCGAGUGGGGCAACAACCCCAUGGAGAUCCUCAUCAAUGACAAGGUGGCCAAGCUGCCCUUUGCCAUCAACGACGGCAAGUGGCACCACAUCUGUGUCACCUGGACCACGCGGGACGGCGUGUGGGAAGCCUACCAGGACGGCACACAGACGGGCAACGGCGAGAACCUGGCCCCCUACCACCCCAUCAAGCCCCAGGGCGUCCUGGUCCUGGGCCAGGAGCAGGACACGCUGGGCGGAGGCUUCGACGCCACGCAGGCCUUCGUGGGGGAGCUGGCCCACUUCAACGUGUGGGACCGCAAGCAGCCGGGGGAGGUGUACGGCCUGGCCACCUGCAGCUCCAAGGCCCUCGCGGGCAACGUCAUCGCCUGGGCUGAGGCCAACAUCGACAUCUACGGCGGGGCCACCAAGUGGACUUUCGAGGCCUGUCGCCAGCUCAACUAGGGCCACGGACAAGCGAGAGAAACCUCCUCAGCGGAUUGCAGAAAUCACUCCCCAGGCCCCCUCCUGCCCCCCCAGGGCAGCCCUGGGCGGCAGCGGAGGAUGAGGCAGAGAAUUCACCCGGGG